AUGGACAACGUAGAAGAACUUAUAGCAACCUUCCCGAUGUUUAUAGGAUUAGUGGUUGCCACCUUCCUCCUGAACACUGGUCGUGGCUUACAAGCCGUAAUGUUAGGCGAAGAAUGUUUAAUCUUUCUAAAAUCUAACGAGCUGAAAAAGAAGACCUGUUUCCAAUUUACCAUGGUAAUCAAUAAGUUAAUGUUCAAGGCGGCUUGCAUGGCUUCCAGUUACACAUCUGCAGAAAGAUAUGCUAAGGAACUUCUUGAUCUGUACCAUGCCUCUGGUGACACAAUUGAAGAAGGAAAAAUAACUUUAACACUGGGAAAGAUAUAUCAGAGCCAAAAUGAGUUUGAAAAGGCAAAACAAUAUUAUCAGAAGGCAAUUGAUGUGACAGAAUGUACGGCUGACAAACAAACGGAAGCAAAAUGUUACCUUGCGAUGGGACAUUUAUCUUAUUCGCGUAGUGAAUAUCACAAAGCUAAGAAGUAUUUCGAGAACGCACUGGCAAUCACGGUGUCCUAUGGUGACAGAACCAGGGAAGCUACCAUUUACGGAAACCUAGGUACAGUCGUUCAGUCACUUGGGGAAUACGACAAAGCUGAGAAAUAUUACAAGAAAGCACUUGAAAUCAGGAAAAAAACUGGCGACAGAGAGGGAGAAGCAGCUGACUACGGAAACUUAGGAACAUUGUUUCAUUCACUGGCUGAAUACGAAAAGGCUAAAGAAUACACCGAGAAAGCACUUGCAAUCAGAAAGGAAAUUGGCGACAGAAAGGGAGAAGCAGCUGACUACGGAAACUUAGGAACAUUGUUUCAUUCACUGGGUGAAUGCGAAAAGGCUAAAGAAUACACCGAGAAAGCACUUGCAAUCAGAAAGGAAAUUGGCGACAGAAAGGGAGAAGCAGCUGACUACGGAAACUUAGGAACAUUGUUUCAUUCACUGGGUGAAUACGAAAAGGCUAAAGAAUACACCGAGAAAGCACUUGCAAUCAGAAAGGAAAUUGGCGACAGAGAGGGAGAAGCAGCUGACUACGGAAACUUAGGAACAUUGUUUCAUUCACUGGGUGAAUACGAAAAGGCUAAAGAAUACACCGAGAAAGCACUUGCAAUCAGAAAGGAAAUUGGCGACAGAAAGGGAGAAGCAGCUGACUACGGAAACUUAGGAGCAUUGUGUCAUUCACUGGCUGAAUACGAAAAGGCUAAAGAAUACACCGAGAAAGCACUUGCAAUCAGAAAGGAAAUUGGCGACAGAAAGGGAGAAGCAGCUGACUACGGAAACUUAGGAACAUUGUUUCAUUCACUGGGUGAAUGCGAAAAGGCUAAAGAAUACACCGAGAAAGCACUUACAAUCAGAAAGGAAAUUGGCGACAGAGAGGGUGAAGCAGCUGACUACGGAAACUUAGGAACAUUGUUUCAGUCACUGGCUGAAUACGAAAAGGCUAAAGAAUACACCGAGAAAGCACUUGCAAUCAGAAAGGAAAUUGGCGACAGAAAGGGAGAAGCAGCUGACUACGGAAACUUAGGAACAUUGUUUCAUUCACUGGGUGAAUACGAAAAGGCUAAAGAAUACACCAAGAAAGCACUUGCAAUCAGAAAGGAAAUUGGCGACAGAAAGGGGAGAAGCAGCUGACUACGGAAACUUAGGAACAUUGUUUCAUUCACUGGGUGAAUACGAAAAGGCUAAAGAAUACACCGAGAAAGCACUUGCAAUCAGAAAGGAAAUUGGCGACAGAAAGGGAGAAGCAGCUGACUACGGAAACUUAGGAACAUUGUUUCAUUCACUGGGUGAAUACGAAAAGGCUAAAGAAUACACCGAGAAAGCACUUGCAAUCAGAAAGGAAAUUGGCGACAGAAAGGGAGAAGCAGCUGACUACGGAAACUUAGGAACAUUGUUUCAGUCACUGGGUGAAUACGAAAAGGCUAAAGAAUACACCGAGAAAGCACUUGCAAUCAGAAAGGAAAUUGGCGACAGAAAGGGAGAAGCAGCUGACUACGGAAACUUAGGAACAUUGUUUCAUUCACUGGGUGAAUACGAAAAGGCUAAAGAAUACACCGAGAAAGCACUUGCAAUCAGAAAGGAAAUUGGCGACAGAAAGGGAGAAGCAGCUGACUACGGAAACUUAGGAACAUUGUUUCACUCACUGGGUGAAUACGAAAAGGCUAAAGAAUACACCGAGAAAGCACUUGCAAUCAGAAAGGAAAUUGGCGACAGAAAGGGAGAAGCAGCUGACUACGGAAACUUAGGAACAUUGUUUCAUUCACUGGGUGAAUACGGAAAGGCUAAAGAAUACACCGAGAAAGCACUUGCAAUCAGAAAGGAAAUUGGCGACAGAAAGGGAGAAGCAGCUGACUACGGAAACUUAGGAACAUUGUUUCAUUCACUUACACUGAGAAAGCACUUGCAAUCAGAAAGGAAAUUAGCGACAGAAAGGAGAAAUAAUACGGAAAAGGCUGAAAAGGCUAAAGAAUACACCGAGAAAGCACUUGCAAUCAGAAAGGAAAUUGGCGACAGAAAGGGAGAAGCAGCUGACUACGGAAACUUAGGAACAUUGUUUCAUUCACUGGGUGAAUACGAAAAGGCUAAAGAAUACACCGAGAAAGCACUUGCAAUCAGAAAGGAAAUUGGCGACAGAAAGGGAGAAGCAGCUGACUACGGAAACUUAGGAACAUUGUUUCAGUCACUGGGUGAAUACGAAAAGGCUAAAGAAUACACCGAGAAAGCACUUGCAAUCAGAAAGGAAAUUGGCGACAGAGAGGGAGAAGCAGCUGACUACGGAAACUUAGGAACAUUGUUUCAUUCACUGGGUGAAUACGAAAAGGCUAAAGAAUACACCGAGAAAGCACUUGCAAUCAGAAAGGAAAUUGGCGACAGAGAGGGAGAAGCAGCUGGCUACGGAAACUUAGGAACAUUGUUUCAUUCACUGGCUGAAUACGAAAAGGCUAAAGAAUGCACCGAGAAAGCACUUGCAAUCAGAAAGGAAAUUGGCGACAGAAAGGGAGAAGCAGCUGACUACGGAAACUUAGGAACAUUGUUUCAUUCACUGGCUGAAUACGAAAGGGCUAAAGAAUACACCGAGAAAGCACUUGCAAUCAGAAAGGAAAUUGGCGACAGAAAGGGAGAAGCAGCUGACUACGGAAACUUAGGAACAUUGUUUCAUUCACUGGGUGAAUACGAAAAGGCUAAAGAAUACACCGAGAAAGCACUUGCAAUACGAAAGGAAAUUGGCGACAGAAAGGGAGAAGCAGCUGACUACGGAAACUUAGGAGCAUUGUUUCAUUCACUGGGUGAAUACGAAAAGGCUAAAGAAUACACCGAGAAAGCACUUGCAAUCAGAAAGGAAAUUGGCGACAGAAAGGGAGAAGCAGCUGACGGAAACGGAAACUUAGGAACAUUGAAAGCACUUGCAAUCAUUCACUGGAGUGAAUACGGAAAAGGAACAUUGUUUCAUUCACUGGGUGGCUAAAGAAUACACCGAGAAAGCACUUGCAAUCAGAAAGGAAAUUGGCGACAGAAAGGGAGAAGCAGCUGACUACGGAAACUUAGGAACAUUGUUUCAUUCACUGGGUGAAUACGAAAAGGCUAAAGAAUACACCGAGAAAGCACUUGCAAUCAGAAAGGAAAUUGGCGACAGAGGGGAGAAGCAGCUGACUACGGAAACUUAGGAACAUUGUUUCAUUCACUGGGUGAAUACCAAAAGGCUAAAGAAUACACCGAGAAAGCACUUGCAAUCAGAAAGGAAAUUGGCGACAGAAAGGGAGAAGCAGCUGACUACGGAAACUUAGGAACAUUGUUUCAGUCACUGGCUGAAUACGAAAAGGCUAAAGAAUACACCGAGAAAGCACUUGCAAUCAGAAAGGAAAUUGGCGACAGAGAGGGAGAAGCAGCUGACUACGGAAACUUAGGAACAUUGUUUCAGUCACUGGCUGAAUACGAAAGGGCUAAAGAAUACACCGAGAAAGCACUUGCAAUCAGAAAGGAAAUUGGCGACAGAGAGGGAGAAGCAGCUGACUACGGAAACUUAGGAACAUUGUUUCAUUCACUGGGUGAAUACGAAAAGGCUAAAGAAUACACCGAGAAAGCACUUGCAAUCAGAAAGGAAAUUGGCGACAGAAAGGGAGAAGCAGCUGGCUACGGAAACUUAGGAACAUUGUUUUCAUUCACUGGGUGAAUACGAAAAGGCUAAAGAAUACACCGAGAAAGCACUUGCAAUCAGAAAGGAAAUUGGCGACAGAAAGGGAGAAGCAGCUGACUACGGAAACUUAGGAACAUUGUUUCAUUCACUGGGUGAAUACGAAAAGGCUAAAGAAUACACCGAGAAAGCACUUGCAAUCAGAAAGGAAAUUGGCGACAGAAAGGGAGAAGCAGCUGACUACGGAAACUUAGGAACAUUGUUUCAUUCACUGGGUGAAUGCGAAAAGGCUAAAGAAUACACCGAGAAAGCACUUGCAAUCAGAAAGGAAAUUGGCGACAGAGAGGGAGAAGCAGCUGACUACGGAAACUUAGGAACAUUGUUUCAUUCACUGGGUGAACUUGACAAAGCUGAAGCACAUCUUAACAAGGCUCUCUCAAUUUGCAAAGCCAUUGGACAUAAUAUGAAUGAGUUUAAAUUUCUUUGUGGUCUAACGGUUUUGAAGUUGGCGCAGUCUAAUUUCCAAGAAGCGUUUUCGUAUCUUUUAAGAACUAUUGAAAAAUUCGAAAAAUUGCGACACUUCGUAAAAGAUAAUGAUUACUUCAAAAUAUCUUUGUUGGAGGAGCAUGGUGCCUUUCCCUAUAAGAUACUCAGUAAAUUGGUUUCUGUUUCCGGGAAUCCUGAAGAUUCCCUUUACGUCGAAGAACUCAGACGGGCAAGAGCUCUAGCGGACUUGAUGACGGCUCAAUAUUCUGCUAAACAGCCCCAGUUUUCAGGUGAUCCACAAUUGGCAUUGUUUUGCAUUCAUGAUAUCAUUAAAAGAGAAGCAAAUUGUACUUUUGUGUACCUUUCGGUUGAUGAUGAAGAUGUACGGAUUUGGGUUCUCAAAACAAGCGGAGGGAUUAUUUUCCGACGCAAAAAGGGAAAGGAUUCAGACAGUUUUGGAAAUGCCGGCUCACUCCCAAAUCCGAAAGUGCUUUUUGCGGAGAGUUUCCGCCACUUUGCCAUCCCACCCACAGAGAAUUACGAAGAUCGCUCUUUUAAUGACGAACCUGUUCUAAAGUUAUCUGGCGAUGUUAAGCGAUCACCUCCAUCUCACGAUGAAACUGAAGAUAUGAAAACAUGUCUGCGUUUGUUCCACAAAAUAAUUAUCGCUCCCGUGGCCGAUAUUUUGAAAGAGCCUGAAAUUAUCAUUGUCCCUGACAGCUGCAUGUAUCAAGUGCCAUUUGCAGCCUUACUUGACGAGGGAGAAAGAUAUUUGUCUGAAAAAUUCAGGAUCCGCAUCGUUCCUUCCUUGACGGUCCUCAAGGUCAUUCAGGAUAGUCCUUCAAACUAUCACAGUAACACUGGGGCACUGAUAGUGGGUGAACCUGAAGUGAGAGAAGUGAUUUACAAGGGAAAGCAAAUGAUCCUUGAUCCAUUACCAGGUGCAAGAAAAGAAGCUGAAAUGAUUGGAAAAAUGCUUGGCGUCAUCCCAUUGUUAGGGAAAGAUGCAACAAAGGAGGCGGUUCUUGAACAGAUGAAGUCAGUUGCGUUGAUACAUUUUGCGGCUCACGGAAAUCCCGAUCGAGGAGAAAUAGCACUUUCCCCCGUCAGUACUACUAACAAUACUCCACAAGAAGAAGAAUACCUUUUGACGAUGGCUGACGUAUCAAAAGUUAAACUUCGAGCUAAACUGGUAGUUCUAAGCUGUUGUCACAGUGGGUGCGGAGAGAUUAAAGUCGAAGGAGUAAUUGGAAUCGCUCGAGCGUUCCUAGGAUCCGGUGCUCGGUCGGUGUUAGUGACGCGGUGGGCCUUGGACGACGAAUCAACGGAGCAGUUCAUGAAAUGUUUCUACGAACACUUGUUCCGUGGUGAGAGUGCCAGUGAAUCUCUUCACGAGGUCAGAAAGUGGAUGAGAGAUAACUCCAAGUAUUCUGAAGUGAAGAAAUGGGCUACGUUCAUGUUGAUUGGAGAUAAUGUCACAUUGAGGUAG
Messenger RNA from Pocillopora meandrina, 6095 nucleotides. NCBI's taxonomy places the organism in Eukaryota, Metazoa, Cnidaria, Anthozoa, Scleractinia, Pocilloporidae. The record is from the annotation of a GenBank genome assembly.